AUGAAUGGCUGGGUGAGUACAAAGUGCCGGGGCCUGUGGUGGGAAUGCAUCACAAACAUCUUUGACGGGAUUCAAACCUGCAAUGAAUACGACUCUAUGCUGGCCGAGCACCCCGUGAAGCUGGUGCUGACCCGAGCCAUGAUGAUCACAGCUGACAUCCUGGCAGGAUUCGGAUUCACCUUCCUGCUGCUAGUCAAGUUCCUCACCAACGAGCCCAACAUCAAGCUCCUCAUCUGCCUGGUGUCGGGGGUUACAUUGCUCAUGGCAGGCAUCCCAAGCCUUAUUGGCUCGGUGUGGUACGCUAUUGGUGUGUAUGUGGAGCGCUCCUCUCUGGUCUUGCACAAUGUGUUUCUUGGUAUCCAGUAUAAAUCUGGCUGGUCCUGCUGGCUUGGAAUGGCUGGGUCGCUGGGAUGCUUCAUGUCUGGGGCCGUGCUCACCUGCUGCGUGUAUCUCUUCAGAGAUGUUGGCUCUGGGAGGUUUCACUCUUCUCACUCCCUGAGGAAGAUGUACUCCCCAGCUGGCACCACUGUGGCAAACGUGUACCAUCCAUCUUCUCGGACAGCCACUGCCCAAAUGUACGCAGUGGACACCAGAGUGUGAGGAGCAGAAGAGGGUGAGAUAAAGUACUCCGCUCUCAGCUUUCUCUGUACCGUCAGAGCCCAGGACUCUAGCGGUUGCAAGACAGAUGCUCAGUUCCCACUCAAAGAGAUGUGGCAGAAAGAAAAAUAAUCAACAGCAAGGAUGCAACCUCGGAGAAUUAAGGACUCCCCCUGGGUUGAAUACGGAGAGGUGCCAAGCACCUGCUAAGCUAACUCAGUCUGUCAGAUUGUGGGUCACAAGGUUUGAUGCAAAUUAAAUCAGCUUCUUACAGGAUCAGGCCCUGAUAUUCUGUAUAAAAACCCUCAGAGAGUAAGACAGAGCUGGUGUGUGCCUGACAACAUGCUGCCAGCCCAGGCAGAAGGGCUUUGGCUAGGAGAAGGAGCUAGUAUCUGAAACCUGGGGAGCUGGUACAUGAGUGCAUCCCCUUCAUGAGAGCAGCAAUGUGUUCAUGCAGAAUAAAGGGGGUUGUAUGAAACCCCACCACCGCUGUCAGAGUCUGGAGCCUAUGGAUAUCCUAGUGGGGAGCACGCUACUAAAGAAGAUGCAAUCAUCCUUGUGACUUGCCAGCCUCGUCCUUCUAUAUUUUGCAAGCUUUAAACCAUCUCCUGCAAUAAGCUUGGUCUUCAAGAUGGGCUGAAACCAGGAAAGGAGCUUUAUCUGACCCGGGGAAACAAAGGCAUUCUUCAUGCCCUGAUGCUUUGCAGCUCAAAAAUGCUUUAAGAAAUGCUGAGAGAAGGAAAAGAUGAGUGCAGGAGGAAUAAAGCAGGUGUGAUUCAGUCGCUGAGCCUGCCGAGAAUGGAUGCGAAGGUAUGGAAGAGAAAGGGAUGCAAGUCAUCCUCCAGCUGUUUCUCUAUGAAGGUGUGCACCUGUGAGUGUACACGACAGGGAGAGAAGGCCAAUACUGCAGCCAAAAUCAUCCUUUUUGCUCCUGUGUUUCAAACCAUUGGAGACCACCUAGUUGCAAAAGGGUUUAAUAACUGCCACAAAAGGGAGGGACUUGGGGCUAUGCCAAGCAUGUUUUCAGAGCUCAGGCCAGACUGGGCCAUUUCACUGGGAUACAAGACCCACGAUCCCCUGAUCCUAGGACUUAGGACCGUAGGACUAGACGGGACCUCAGGGGCCACCAAGUUCAGCCCCCUGCUCAGAUGCAGGAGGUGCUGUUCCCCACAUCCCAGACCCACGCCUGCCCAGCCUCUGCUUGGAAACUUCCCAUGGAGAUGCCCCCACAAUGGCGGGGGAGCUGGGUUAGCAGCCACACAGGUAAGCACUGGAGAAGGUGGGUUCCUCUGGUGCUAUCGCCUCUCCAACAAAUGCAGAUCCGUUUGCUGUCCCAAGGCUCAUCCAAGGGCAGGGAAAGACCAAGGCAACCCAGGCUGUGCUAGCCUAACCCAAUUGAAAGCCCAGACACUGAUAGAUGAUGUUGUUUUAAUGUUUGUCCUCCCAACCACCAUCCUCAUCCUGAUGCUUUAAAGACCAAACAAGCUAAAAAAAAUGCUUUUUUUCUAAGCCCCUUUUAUUUUUCCUGUUGUAUUUUGUUAGGCUGGGGACAGCUGCCUUCUCACUAUGGAUUUUUCUAUAACAUUUUUAAGUGAAUAAAUGGUCGUAUAUGCUAAAGGGGCAGUGUGUGUGCAUCCAGUGUAGCAAAUGCUGCCUUAACUCACAUUGCAUCAUCCGGGGUUGUAAAAGUGUGUGGAUGCAAAACCAAUCUGUAAGAAAUGGGGACCGGAGGGAUCUAGGCCAUUUGGGAUGAGAGUGGAAUAAAGUUUAACUGUGCAAAGUUCAGUCUAAGGCAUGUUCAAGGGACCUCACCAUUGCCUCGAGGUGCUGGGGGACAA
Molecule: messenger RNA, 2435 nt
Organism: Gavialis gangeticus (Gharial)
Lineage: Eukaryota; Metazoa; Chordata; Crocodylia; Gavialidae
Gene: CLDN16
Product: claudin 16
Biological process (GO): bicellular tight junction assembly; cell adhesion
Cellular component (GO): bicellular tight junction; plasma membrane
Molecular function (GO): structural molecule activity
Source: RefSeq, a predicted model, not a curated record